AUGAAUCAUCCUCAAUACAAUGAACAAUUAGUGGUGAAUGACAUUGCUCUCUAUGAAUUAUCGACUCCUAUCGUAAAUUUACCUCAAACACAUAUUGCAAAAAUUCCAAGAAAAAAUCCUCUCGUCAAAACACCUCACUAUAUCGUGGGAUGGGGAAUUACGAGUGAUGCGAGUGGAGCGGCAUCGAAUGAACAACGAGCUGGAGUGGCACCCAUUGUCGAUGAUGCCUUGUGUAACAAAUUAGGACUUGGAAUGUCGUCUGCGAAUGGACAGUUAUGUGCUGGUAAUGGUGAUGGAGUGGAUGCUUGUGUUGGUGACUCUGGAGGUGGUCUUUCCUUCAAGCCCAAGAAUGAUACUCAAUUUGUAGUGUCAGGAGUUGUGUCGUAUGGACCAAGUGGAUGUGGUAUUCCAUCGUCAGUCACUAACAGAGGAGUGUAUUCUUCAGUGGCAUAUUUUAAAAACUGGAUUGAAACUCAAGUGAAUGGAGCCUCACCACUCUUCUAUUAUGAUGGCACGGGUGGUUCAGAUCAAACGGACACGACAGUGGGUGGAGGAAAAAAUCAAAUCAAUGGAGCAGGAACCAAUUCUCUCAAAUCGAUUCAUUUUCUUUCGCUGACAUUUCUUGUGUUGUUCUUUUUUUGCAUGAUUUAG
This is a messenger RNA of Naegleria lovaniensis, 651 nucleotides long. RefSeq lists its product as uncharacterized. NCBI's taxonomy places the organism in Eukaryota, Heterolobosea, Eutetramitea, Acrasida, Naegleriidae. Gene Ontology annotation, molecular function: serine-type endopeptidase activity. The coding region runs from base 1 to 651 and encodes 216 amino acids. The record is from RefSeq and is a predicted model, not a curated record. The transcript is spliced from 3 exons. Gene Ontology annotation, biological process: proteolysis.